AUGGCUCAACCAGAGGAACAAGCCGGUUGUUUUCGGCUCAGGAAGAGGCGAGGAAAAAGAGUUGAACCUGAAGGAGCCCACAAUUUAAAAAACGAACAAAAUGGACCCCCGUCAAAUGGAUCGCAGCCCACGGAGCCAGUGGUAACGGAAGAAAAUCCGGAUGAAUCCCAAAAUUCCUUAGAGAAUUCAAACAACAGCUCCAGGUCUGGUCUGGGAGAGGGACUGGACGGUAGGAUCAAUCUGAUAUCUGAUAGAGAUUUCCGAGAGAGAAAUGAUGCCUUAAGGAUUGACACGGGAAAUGACAAGCAAGGGGCAGACUCCCAGUUAAAACCUGUGACAGUUGAUUUUCACUACGAAGAAAACAGGACAGCUCAUAAAACUGAUGACUACGAGAUACCACAAUUGAUAGUCAGACGGGGAAAGGAGUUUGACUUCACUGUGACGUUUAACAGAGACUAUCACCCGGAAGUUGACGUCAUAGUUGUACAGUUUGUUACGGGAAAACGACCCCAGGAAAGUAAAGGAUCGAUCAUACGGGUGUCAAUUCAAGACAGCCUCACCACAAAUCAGUGGGGAAUGCAGGUCAAGGAAGCCAGUGGAAACACAGUCCAUCUGUCAAUCAUGUCAUCAGCAAAAGCCAUUACUGGUCGAUAUGACGUACUCAUCGAGACAAACAGCACAGCCUCAUCUGGAGAUGACUCCUUGUUUCGACACAAAGUCGAGGAGCAGAUUUGUGUGCUCUUUAAUCCUUGGUGUUCGGACGAUACAGUCUUCAUGGAAAAUAAUGAACAUCAUAAUGAAUAUGUCAUGGAGGAUUUUGGCUACAUAUGGAGAGGGAUUUCCGGGCAGUUCAAAAAAAUUCCUUGGGCAUUCGGUCAGUUUGAGGAUGUUGCCUUAAACUGUGCACUGUGGCUGUUGGAUAAAGCUGAGCUUUCCUGUAUCGCGCGAUCCAGCCCAAUCCAUGUUGUGCGUACAAUAUCAGCAAUGGUCAACUCAAACGACAUGGACGGUGGGAUUUUGUCUGGACGUUGGUCCAAUACAUUCCCUGAAGGAACAACACCACCGCUGGCCUGGACUGGAAGCACUGCCAUUCUGGAAGAGUUCUGGAGAACAAAAAAGACUGUUCGAUACGGACAAUGCUGGGUGUUCUCUGGACUAGUAACAGCAUUACUAAGGGCGCUAGGAAUCCCAACUCGAAGCGUGACGAAUUUUGAUUCCGCUCACGACUGUGAUGGCAGUAUGACGAUCGAUUAUCAUUUUGACGAGGAGGGAGAUCUCAUCCCUCACAUGAACGACUCAGUGUGGAACUACCAUGUGUGGAACGAAUCAUGGUUCAAGCGUCCAGAUUUACCAGAUGGUCAUGAUGGAUGGCAGGUGCACGAUGCCACACCCCAAGAGACAAGUGAAGGUGUCUUUCGCUGUGGUCCUGCAUCAUUAAAAGCGGUUAAAAAAGGAGAAGUGUACCUUCCAUACGACACUGCCUUUGUGUUCGCUGAGGUAAAUGGCGAUCGUGUUUACUGGAAUGUCAAGAAAUCUGAUGGUUCAAUGAAAGCUUUUUCCGUGGACAAGAAGUAUGUUGGAAACUCGAUUAGCACGAAGGCUGUCGGAUCCGAAGAAAGAGAGGACAUCACCCAUGAUUAUAAAUAUCCUGAAGGUUCUGAAGAAGAGAGGAAUGCUGUCAAAUAUGCCUUCCAGUUUAGCAGCCGCACCGAACACGAAAUUUACCAAUAUCAAAGCGAGGAUGUUGAAUUUCGUCUCGACGUGCGAGACACUGUGUACAUGGGCAACAGUUUUGACGUCGCCGUUGUCGUGGAAAACAAGUCAGAAAAUACGAGAAACAUCAAGGUUAACUUUACAGCUGUCUUAAGUCAUUACACUGAUGUUCCUGCUAAGAAACUGAAAACAUACAAGCUUCAGUUCCUAUUAAACUCCAAAGCAGAGAAACGUUUAGAGUUGAAAAUUGAACCCAAAGAUUACAUCACCAAGACAGGAGCGGAUGUCACCAUUAAGUUGUACGUUAAGGGUUUAGUAGAAGAGACAGGUCAGUCCUUUGCUGCUCAGGAUGUGGUGGAGCUCACCAAACCCGCGCUGGAAGUUACGGCAUCGUCAUCGCAAGUGAAGAUUGGUGAAGAAGUUGAGGUAACCGCGUCAUUCACGAACCCUUUGCCAAUACCCCUAACAAAAGGACAAUUCCAUCUGGAAGCCACUCGUAUGAAACCCAAGUCACUUGUGGUCGACUGCAAGGGCCCUGUGGGUUCUAAGGAAGAAGCCAAGAUCACUGCCAAGUUCACUGCAGCCAGAAAAGGAAAGCAUCACAUCGCUGUCAGCUUCCAGUCUAACGAACUCACUGAUGUUCAUGGCGAGUGUACUGUUUCUGAACCAGAAGCACGUUAAAUUUUACAUCUUCAAGGCGUUUGAUGCCGAUGGUUACAAAAUUAUUCGAGAAAAAAUAAAAACCGUCCGCAAAGAAGAGCAAAUUACUAAAUAGACGUAGGAGGCUCAUCUGUACCUUUAUAAAACACAGCGACCCAUAAGUGUAUAAGCUCAUCUUCACCAUCACACCCUCAUGUUAACUUGAGCUAUUUUAUUCCAGACAUUAAAUGCUUACAUUAAUUUUAUCCUCAUAAAAAAUCAAAUUCCCUUCUUAUUUGGAGUUGUGAUAAUUUGUUAUUUUGACUUGAAUACGUAAUCUUUGUACCAGCAGUCUUAACAGGGACAUUUCACGUCGGCCAUGAAGCCAAAUAAAAUUAUAUCAAUAACGACGAUUUCUUUUAUUUCUUUCAUUAACUAAUGUAUCAACCCAAUCAUCCUGGACUAAAACUUCAUUAUGUCUAAUCUGAUGAUAAUGGUAAUGACGAUGACGACGAUAAUUGUGAUGAUGAUGACGAUGAUGACGUAUUGCGAGCUUUUCAAGCUCUUCAGUAAAUGAAACAGCGUCAGCUUAAAAAUAAUUAAUCUAAAACGCGAAAGAUAAUUUACUACGUCUGUUUGUGAGCUGAACAUCUAUCUGCAACUACCUAAUCGCGGUUUUACCCCCAUUGCAGGUCUGCUUACACCAAAGUUCAAAGUUGGCGUCUUAACUAUCAAGUUGCAUGUUUCCGAUACUACUUUAAUCCGUGAGCUAAAACGUUACUACACACCUAUUUGUCUGACGUGAGGUUGAAUUCCGAUCCUUAAAAUUUGAUUACUACUCCUCACAACAUACACAUUAAAUCUUAAAAUAAUAGUUGAAAUAUAUACAAAAAAGCUAACAGAUGGAGAGAAACUAAGUACAAAGCAAGGGCUGCCUUUCGGAAUCCACGGGGCCUGCCCAAGGAGAGAGAAGAUCUGCAUAUGAAACAAAAAUAACGUCAAUUAAAAUAUCACAU
This is a messenger RNA of Pocillopora verrucosa, 3368 nucleotides long. RefSeq names its product protein-glutamine gamma-glutamyltransferase K-like. Gene Ontology annotation, molecular function: protein-glutamine gamma-glutamyltransferase activity. Lineage: Eukaryota; Metazoa; Cnidaria; Anthozoa; Scleractinia; Pocilloporidae. Gene Ontology annotation, biological process: peptide cross-linking. The record is from RefSeq and is a predicted model, not a curated record.